This is a messenger RNA of Prionailurus viverrinus (fishing cat), 879 nucleotides long. RefSeq names its product carbonyl reductase [NADPH] 1-like. The record is from RefSeq and is a predicted model, not a curated record. The transcript is spliced from 3 exons. Gene Ontology annotation, molecular function: carbonyl reductase (NADPH) activity. NCBI's taxonomy places the organism in Eukaryota, Metazoa, Chordata, Mammalia, Carnivora, Felidae. Bases 1 to 879 code for a protein of 292 amino acids.
AUGUGUUCAGACACCCGCGUGGCCCUGGUGACCGGGGCCAACAAGGGCAUCGGCUUGGCCAUCGCGCGUGACCUGUGCCGGCAGUUCUCCGGGGACGUGGUGCUCACGGCACGGGACGAGGCACGGGGACGGGCGGCCGUGCAGCAGCUCCAGGGCGAGGGCCUGAGUCCGCGCUUCCACCUGCUGGACAUCGAUGACCUGCAGAGCAUCGGCGCCCUGCGUGACUUCCUGCGCAAGGAGUACGGGGGCCUGGACGUGCUGGUCAACAACGCGGGCAUUGCCCUUGAUAUUGAUGAUCACACACCCUUACAUAUUAAAGCAGAAUUGACAGUGAAAACAAACUUCUUUGGUACUCGAAACGUGUGCACAGAACUGCUGCCUCUAAUGAAACCCCAAGGCAGAGUGGUCAAUGUGUCUAGCAUAAUGAGCUUGGUAGCUCUUAAGAACUGUGGCCCAGAACUGCAGCAGAAGUUCAGAAGUGAAACCAUCACAGAGGAGGAGCUGGUGGGGCUCAUGAACAAGUUUGUGGAAGACGUAAAGAACAGAGUGCACCAAAACGAGGGCUGGCCUGAUAUGCAAAUGCUUACAUAUGGAGUGUCAAAGAUGGGUGUCACCGUCCUGUCCAGAAUCUAUGCCAGGAAACUGAGUGAGCAGAGGAGGGGAGACAGGAUCCUCCUGAAUGCCUGCUGCCCUGGGUGGGUGAGAACAGCCAUGGGUGGACCUACAGCCAUUAAAAGCCCAGAAGAAGGAGCAGAGACUCCCAUCUACUUGGCCCUUUUGCCCCCGGAUGCCAAGGAGCCUCACGGGGAGUUUGUUAUGGAGAAGAAAGUUGAACAAUGGGGACCCCCCUCUCAGUUCCCUUCAUGGCUCCUGUUAUGA